ACAGCGCUGAAAUGUUUUUGCCUUCUGAGUUCGGGGGAGCGCAAUCGCAGAGAUAAAGAGGCGCCGGAAACGAGCGGUCCGCUUGGCGUCUUUUUGGCUGCCCAGCGAUGUGCUCCUCCAUCCCUGGACUGAGCGUCCCAGUUCCGACGGUCUCCAGGAGGAAGGAAAGACUUUCUCGAGAGGCCAAAUCCCAACCCUCAAUCGGUCAUAUGAAAGAAUCCAAACUCUACCGUCUCCGUCAUCGAAACAGUCGCUUCGAAACCUUCGCUGUCUUUGCACACUCGACACCCAGGCUUGCCAUCAGAGCAAUUUCGGCGUCUUUUAGUCUCAGGUUGAGUUCUUCCUUCCUCUGGUGGACGUUGAGUGCCGGAGUUAUUGCCUUCGCUCUCUUCAGUCAGGAGUUCUCCGGGAGGGCCGUUGUUGAUGAGCUUCCCCAUCGUCCGCCGCGAUACCCAUGUGAAGAUGUUUCUGGAUACUACUCACAAGUAGAGCUUGCAGAAGGCGUUAAGAUGAUGGAGCAACUGAACCUUCUUAUAUCUGACCAUCAUCCUCUAACAUACAAAGAGGUUUGGGAUGCACUCGAGAUUCUUGAUGCGGCUGAUGUGGAAAACCCAGAUGCGUCCUCCGACAUAGUUGAAAUCUAUUCCUUGAGAGCUGUCCCAAAGUCUUUGGCAGGAAAACUUGAAGGAUGGAACAGAGAACACCUGUGGCCUCGUUCUUAUGGUUUAGCACGUGGUCCUUCAUUAACUGAUCUGCAUAAUUUACGCCCUGCAGAUGUAAAUGUUAAUUCAUCAAGAGGAAACAAGUUCUACGGGGAGUGCUUGCAUGAAGAUAAUUCCUGUUUGAGACCUGCAAAUAGUGAGGCUGCUCCAGAUACAGAAGCAGACAAAGAGAGAUGGGCACCACCAGUGCAGGUCCGCGGUGAUAUAGCAAGGUCACUAAUGUACAUGGCAGUACGUUACGGACUACAUCAACCUAUUGGCAGCCCGACCCUUCAACUUUCUGAUUCACCAAGCAUCGAUGGUGCAAGAAUGGGGCUUCUUUCUUCACUACUCAAAUGGAACGAAGCAGAUCCUCCAUCAAAAUCCGAGCGGCUGCGGAAUAACAGAAUUUGCAGUCUUUACCAGCAUAACAGGAAUCCUUUCAUUGAUCAUCCUGAAUAUGCUAAUAUGAUAUGGAAGACUCCUGCAAGGGCAAACUCUGUUAUUGUCUCCUCAUCGAAAGGAUGGAUAAAUGAAUUCCAUUACAGAAACAAAGGGAAAGACCUGAAUGAGUUUGUUGAAGUUGUUGUGAGCUCACUGAUCGACGCUUCUCGUCUGAAACUGGUGCUUUACAAUGGAGCUAAUGGGAAGAUGUACAAGUCAAUACCACUGACAGGUGAAGCUUUCAGCAUAACCAGUGAGGGAUCGGAAUUCCUGAUCUACACUGCCCCUCUCAGCUUGCAGAACGGACCUGCCGAUGGGAUCGCACUGGUUUCAUGCAGAGAUGAUGGCACCGACGAAGUCAUCCAAUUUCUUUCCUAUGAGGGUGUCACAACAGCAAUUGAUGGACCUGCGGUAGGCACUCGGUCGUUGGAGAUAGGCGUCAGAGAAACUGAAGACUCAUCCAAGCUAGGUUCAUUGGGAUUAACAGGAAAUGGUUUGAGGACAUUUCAGUGGAAAAGAUUCACAACCAAUGGGUCGCCCGGCCGGCUGAACCCUGGUCAGGAUCUUGGCGACCCAUAGGCGUCAAUUCAGAACGCAUGAGAUGUUCCAUCACAUACUUGAACACAGCAACGUGUGCACCGCCCAAGAAGGAAAGUACCUUUCCUUAUUUCGGCUGCGUUAUUCCAUGACGAAUAUAUGCCAAAUUACAAGCCGCGGUCGAUGUCCAACACCGCGAAUUCCUGUGGGACCAGACCAGAUAUGUUACUCAUUCAGAACUGGGCGGAGAGGACCAUGGCUCCGAGUAUGCAGCUAUUAUGUAAUUACAUUUCGAUACAUAAACUUACUCGAGGAAUGCCUAUUCAGUUUUUUUCUUCUUAGAAAUUAAUGGCAUGGUAACGCGCAGGGCUUAUCUGGGUUUUGCUGACUGCAUAUCAUUCCCUAAUAUAAUGUUGAACAACCA
This is a messenger RNA of Nymphaea colorata (pocket water lily), 2106 nucleotides long. RefSeq lists its product as uncharacterized. The coding region runs from base 108 to 1724 and encodes 538 amino acids. The record is from RefSeq and is a predicted model, not a curated record. Lineage: Eukaryota; Viridiplantae; Streptophyta; Magnoliopsida; Nymphaeales; Nymphaeaceae. The transcript has 9 exons. Gene Ontology annotation, molecular function: nuclease activity.